This is a messenger RNA of Nicotiana tabacum (common tobacco), 969 nucleotides long. RefSeq names its product plasma membrane-associated cation-binding protein 1. The record is from RefSeq and is a predicted model, not a curated record. Gene Ontology annotation, cellular component: plasma membrane. Lineage: Eukaryota; Viridiplantae; Streptophyta; Magnoliopsida; Solanales; Solanaceae.
UUGGCUACAUAAUGAAAACAAUUUUCCAGAUUGGUCACAUUAAAACUAAGCGAAUAUAGUGUGCAUUUAGAAAACCAGAGGCCAAAGACACAAACAAAGAAGAGAGUAUUCCCUUUCUUCAUUCAAAAGACAUAAAGAUGAGCUACUGGAAAGACAAGGUUCUUCCAAAGAUCAAGAAGGUUUUUGAGAAAAAUGGACCCAAAAAGGCUGCUGCUGCUGAGGCCUGCGAGGCCUUUGAUGUGGCCAAGGAGCAGUACAGCAAAGAAUUCGAUGAAAAGAAGACUGAGCUCCAACCUAAAGUCGUUGAAAUCUAUGAAGCUGCUGCAGCAGAGAUUAAGACUUUGGUGAAGGAACCAAAGGUUGCAGGGCUGAAGAAACACUCAGCUGGAGUUCAGAAAUUCCUUGAUGAGCUUGUCAAGAUUGAAUUUCCGGGAUCCAAAGCAGUCAGUGAAGCAAGUUCGAAGUUCGGGCCUUCCUAUGUAUCAGGUCCCAUAAUCUUCGUGUUAGAGAAAGUGUCCACGUUUGUUGUCACCGAAGAUAAGAAAGAAGAGGAAGCAGCCACAGCCGCAGCAGCGCCAGCAGCAGUAGAAACAACUGACACAGUAGCUGAAGAGGUGAAAGAGAAGGACAUGGUGGUUGAAGCUGGAGAUGAGAAGAAAGAGGAAGCAGCGCCAGAAGCUGCUGCUGCCCCUGCUCCUGAGACUAAAACUGAAGCAGAGCCAGCAACAGAGACAGCCAAAGUUGAAGAAAGUUGAAGAAGUACCUGCUGCAGUAGCAACUGAACCACCAAAGGCAGCUUGAUGAAUGACCAGUAAAUGAUAAGCAAACCCUGUGUGUAAAAGUAUUUUUCUUUUAAAUAUUAUCUCUCUGUGUAAAAGUAUCCUCUUUUCUCUUUUUGGCCAUUGUAUUUUUACUGUAAGAAAGAAGACAUAAAACAUGAUUUGUUAUUCUUUAUAAUUGCCCUCUUCA